AUGUCCCUCCUCUACCGCACCUCUCGAUUCGUCCCCGCGGCCCUUCGCACCCCCGUUACGGCGCGGGCGUUCACCAGUAGCAGCGUGUGGCAAUUGAAGGAGGGUGAUCGCGACACAAGCCCCGAGGAAAACGAGAAACACAAGCAAGACACGGUGCGAAAGGCGAAGGAGGGAAAAGGCCAUUGGAAACCUGAGCUUGCUACGAAUAGCGAGGAGGCGGUAAAAGCAGAUCGCAGCGCAGGGAGCGACUCCAUUGCGGAUUUGCAGAAGAGGACUGUGGAAUAUGCGGAGAAAACACGGAAGUAG
Messenger RNA from Venustampulla echinocandica, 306 nucleotides. RefSeq lists its product as uncharacterized. NCBI's taxonomy places the organism in Eukaryota, Fungi, Ascomycota, Leotiomycetes, Helotiales, Pleuroascaceae. The coding region runs from base 1 to 306 and encodes 101 amino acids. The record is from RefSeq and is a predicted model, not a curated record. The transcript has 3 exons.